GAUGCUGCUACGGAUGCUGGUGUGUCUCUGAUUGUGUAUGUGUGCGCGCACUGCUAUCCAGCGCUGGAUGCGGUAUCGCGGGCACAAAGUCAUGGCUAAAGCUCGCAGACGCCAACAAACCACUUUGGAUUUAAUGUGAUCUAAGCGGGAUAAUAAGCGGGAUCGUUCGAUCAUCUGUAGCCAGGCAGGACCCAGAAGGCUGCUGCCAUGUCCACCACUGCAAUUCUGGACCAGUCUGGAGGAGAGAUGAUGCUGGAAUGAAGUCGAGCACUAUGGGGUUUUCCAGUCUGGUACUCCGGAUUCUUCCAGCCCUCCUGACCCUGGUGAGUGUAGCGCACACGGCCGAGAAGGUUCCUAUUCUGAACAUUGCCGUCAUACUGGGCCGGACGCGCUACAUCUCGGACCGGGACAUCCGGGCCUUAUGGAGCAAGGACGACCCAAUCGACGUCAACGUGGUCACGCUGCUGGUCAAUGAGACGGAUCCCAAGAGCAUCAUCACUCACGUGUGCGAUCUCAUGUCUGGGACUAAGAUCCACGGUGUGGUGUUCGGGGACGGCACCGACCAGGAAGCCAUCGCCCAGAUUUUGGAUUUUAUUUCCUCGCAGACGCUGAUACCCAUCCUGGGGAUUCACGGGGGCUCGUCCAUGAUCAUGGCAGACAAGGAUGUGAAGUCGACGUUCUUCCAGUUUGGCGCGUCCAUCCAGCAGGAGGCGCUGCUGAUGCUAAACAUCAUGGAGGAGUACGACUGGCACGUCUUCUCCAUCGUGACCAGCAAGUUCCCCGGCUACCAGGACUUCAUCUCCGUCCUCAAGACCACGGUGGAUAACAGUUUUGUGGGCUGGGACCUGCAGCACACCAUCACGCUGGACGCGGUGGACGGUGCGGACGGGGCGCGGGCGCAGCUUCAGCUGAAAAAGGUCCAAUCGCCCGUCAUCGUUCUGUACUGCUCCAAAAACGAAGCGACGUACAUCCUGGAGGAGGCGCGGUCGCUAGGCCUGACCGGAUUCGGCUACAUCUGGAUCGUGCCCAGUUUAACCACGGGUAACCCGGAGGUGACGCCCGACGAGUUCCCGUCGGGUAUGAUCUCCGUCUCCUACGACGACUGGGACUAUCCUCUGGAAGCCAGAGUUCGAGACGGGCUGGGCAUCAUCACCACGGCGGCGGCCGCCAUGCUGAAGGAGUUUGGCGAUAUUCCCGAGGCGAAGACCAGCUGCUACGGGCAGAUGGAGAAGACCAAGCUGCCGCCCAGCGCACUUCACAAGUACAUGAUGAACGUGACGUGGGACGGCAGGGACCUGUCCUUCACCGAGGACGGCUACCAGGAGAAUCCCAAACUGGUCGUGAUUGUCCUGAACAAGGAGCGGGAAUGGGAGAAGAUCGGUAAAUGGGAGAACCGCAGCCUGACCCUGAAGUACCCGGUGUGGCCACGCUACAAUGCCUUCGGUGACGCGGAGACGGACGAUAAUCAUCUGAGCAUCGUGACUCUGGAGGAGAAGCCGUUCGUUAUUGUGGAGAACGUGGAGCGUCUAACAGGAACCUGCAUGCGCAACUCUGUACCCUGUCGCAAGCACAUCAAGGACAACACCACCGAGGGAGGAGGAACGUACAUUAAAAAGUGCUGCAAGGGCUUCUGCAUUGACAUUCUGAAGAAGAUCGCCAGGAACGUCAAGUUCACCUACGACCUCUACCUGGUCACCAACGGGAAGCACGGCAAAAAGAUCAACAACAUGUGGAACGGCAUGGUGGGAGAGGUGGUGUAUAAGAAAGCCGUCAUGGCCGUGGGCUCGCUGACCAUCAAUGAGGAGCGCUCGGAGGCCAUCGAUUUCUCCGUACCCUUUGUGGAGACCGGGAUUAGCGUGAUGGUGUCCCGCAGUAACGGAACGGUCUCUCCGUCAGCGUUUCUGGAGCCGUUCAGCGCGUCAGUGUGGGUGAUGAUGUUCGUGAUGCUGCUGCUGGUCACUGCCAUGGCCGUCUUCAUGUUCGAGUACAUCAGUCCUCUGGGAUUCAAUAGGAACUUGGCUCAGGGCAAAGACCCCCACGGACCUUCGUUCACCAUGGGCAAGGCGGUGUGGCUGCUCUGGGGUCUGGUCUUCAACAACUCUGUGCCCGUACAAAACCCCAAAGGCUCCACCAGCAAGUUCAUCGUGUCCGUGUGGGCCUUCUUCGCCGUCAUCUUUCUGGCCAGCUACACUGCCAACCUGGCAGCCUUCAUGAUCCAGGAGGAGUUUGUGGACCAGGUGACCGGACUGAGUGACAACAAGUUCCAGAGCCCCUACUCCUACUCUCCACCCUUUCGAUUUGGGACGGUCCCCAACGGCAGCACAGAGAGGAACAUCCGUAAGAAUUAUCCGGACAUGCACCAGUACAUGGUGAAGUACCAUCAGACGGGGGUGAACGAUGCUCUGGUUAGCUUGAAGACCGGCAAACUGGACGCGUUUAUCUAUGAUGCAGCCGUGCUGAACUACAUGGCCGGACGAGACGAGGGAUGCAAGCUGGUGACGAUCGGGAGCGGCUACAUUUUUGCCACUACCGGUUAUGGCAUCGCGCUGCAGAAAGGCUCUUUUUGGAAACGACAAGUGGAUCUGGCCAUCCUGGCGAUCAUUGGUGAUGGUGAAAUGGAGGAGCUGGAGGCUCAGUGGUUGACUGGAAUCUGCCACAACGAGAAGAACGAGGUCAUGAGCAGUCAACUGGAUGUGGACAACAUGGCCGGAGUAUUUUACAUGCUGGCCACGGCCAUGGGGCUCAGCCUCAUCACCUUCGUGUGGGAGCAUCUGUUUUACUGGCGGCUGCGCUACUGCUUUACCGGAGUGUGUUCGGGCACACCUGGCCUGCUCUUUUCCAUCAGCAGGGGUAUUUGGAGUUGCAUUCAUGGCAUCCACAUAGAUAUGAAGAAAAAAUCCCCUGACUUGGAUUUCAGCCCUCAGGCCAACAUGCUGAAGCUUAUCAAAUCGGCCAAGCAGAUGACCAACAUGACCAACCUGAGCGGCUCCAGGGGGAACUCGCCCAAACGCAGUGGCGAAUUCAUGCACUCGGCCAGCCCGAUGAUCAUGGACCUCAUGUCGGAGAAGGGGAACUUCGUCUACACCGACAACCGAAGCUACGCCCAGAAGGACAUCUACACAGAUUCCAGCGACAUCCAGUCCUACCUAGCCAAUCGCCACAAGGACCACCUGAACAACUACAUCUUUCAGGGGCAGCACCCACUCACGCUAAACGAGUCGAACCCCAAUACCGUCGAGGUUGCCAUGAGCGCGGACGCAGCUCAGUCGGCCGCUAAACCCCGGUCCCUUUGGAAGAAGUCCGUGGAUACUCUGCGACAAAGCCAGCCGCCCGACAUGCUAGUCACUGACCCUCGUCUGUCCAUGAAGAGCCAAAGGUACCUGCCGGAGGAGGCCCACUCGGACGUCUCGGAUUGCUCCAGCAGGGCGGCCUCUUACAAGGAAUCCGAGAACAAGCAGCACCUGAAGCCCAAGGACAGCUUAAAAAAAAGACCCAUGACGUCGAAAUACCCUAGGGAUUGCAGCGAAGUAGAGCUGUCCUACUUAAAAAAUAAGCAGGGCGGAACAGGACGAGAAAAAAUCUACACCAUAGACUCUGACCGGGAGCUGAGUCUGCACUCAGAACCCCUGCAUUACAGAGAAACCAGAGGCCUGUCGGCGGACGAUCUGGACUAUCCUGAAAUCUUUUCAGACCACAACGACAACUAUAGGAAGUGCGAGCAGCCCAUCAUCCAUCUGAACAGCAGCCCACUCCAUCACACCAACGUGGAUCUGCUGCCGGACAACAUCUACAACAAGCAUUUUACCUCGAAGGAUAAGAACGUUAGCCCCCAAGAAAGCAACGACCAUAACAAACAAACCCACUGCCGGAGUUGCCUGUCCAAGGUACCGAACUUCUCAGCAGGGCCCUACGGCCCCAUGCGUUCGCCCUACAACCGCUGUGAGGCCUGCGUGCACAUGUGCAACCUGUACGACAUCAGCGAAGAUCAGAUGCUUCAGGACGCGAUGCUCGGCUCCGGCACACAGCAAGACGACAUAUUCGGUCGCUACUGGCCCCAGAUGGACGGCCCGCACGUCCAGAAGAGGAACAAGCUGCGGCUCAGUCGCCAGCACUCCGUGGAUAACAUCAUGCUGGAGAAACCCAAGGAGGUCGACCUGAACAGGCCGGCGCGCAGCGUCAGCCUCAAGGAGAAGGACCGCUUCCUGGAGGACGGCUCGUACGCGAACAUGUUCAAGUCCGACAAACUGUUCGGCAGCAGGUCCAUGCUCUUCAACCACAACCUGGAGGAAAGCAAGCGCAGCAAGUCGCUUUACCCCGACAACACCACGGACAACCCGUUCAUGCAGGCGAUACGGGACGACGCCCGUCUGGUCCACGGACGGAGCUCCUCUGACAUUUACAAACAAUUGGCUCCCGUCAGCGUGAGGAAUGAAAACAAUUUAAGGUCCUCCGUCAAGUCCACCACCUCAUACUCUUCCAGGGAUGGUCGAAUACCCAAUGACAUGUAUAUUUCAGAGCAUGUUAUUCCUUACAUAGCCAACAAAACAAGUGCAUACUCAGCUCCUCGGGUCCUCACUUCUUCUCAGUUUAGCAAUAGACGAGUAUAUAAGAAAAUUCCUAGUCUCGAGUCAGACGUUUAA
Trichomycterus rosablanca is the source of this 4640-nucleotide messenger RNA. It is a transcript of the gene grin2aa, whose product is annotated as glutamate receptor, ionotropic, N-methyl D-aspartate 2A, a. Gene Ontology annotation, molecular function: NMDA glutamate receptor activity. Gene Ontology annotation, biological process: monoatomic ion transport; excitatory postsynaptic potential; long-term synaptic potentiation. Gene Ontology annotation, cellular component: NMDA selective glutamate receptor complex; plasma membrane. The coding region runs from base 258 to 4640 and encodes 1460 amino acids. Lineage: Eukaryota; Metazoa; Chordata; Actinopteri; Siluriformes; Trichomycteridae. The transcript is spliced from 13 exons. The record is from RefSeq and is a predicted model, not a curated record.